UGGGGCCCGCGCGGGGAGGGCUGCUUCACGUCUGGGUGCAGCAGAUGUGCCUUUAAAAGCAUUUCCUGAGUGACAUGACAUUUGCCUGGUGAACUUGGCUCGAGCCAGAAGGCAGGGGCCAUGGAGAGCUUGUCAGGAAGAUUACAGUAACUGAAACAGCAGAUGUCUAAGGUCCACAGAAGGAAAAGUACACUUUCUCACCAACACCAUCCAAACCCAGAAAUGAGUUUCUGCCAGCAGCCAUUUGGCGGCGAAGCACCAAGACAAAAGACGUCUACCCCAAACUGCCAGGCGGCAGGGGAGAAGGACACUGAUUUCCUCACCAAGGACUUCGACUUCCUAAGCAUGAACAAUGAGUCGUCACCAGGAAACCAGAGCCAAGCGAGCACAAAGGGGCCCGAGAACAACCUGUACGACCAGUACGAGGAGAAGGUGCGCCCCUGCAUCGACCUCAUCGACUCCCUUCGGGCCCUGGGCGUGGAGCGGGACCUGGCCCUGCCGGCCAUCGCCGUCAUCGGGGACCAGAGCUCGGGCAAGAGCUCCGUGCUGGAGGCGCUGUCAGGGGUCUCCCUUCCCAGAGGCACCGGAAUUAUAACCAGGUGUCCCCUGGUGCUGAAGCUGAAAAAGCAGCCCAGUGAGCUUGGCUGGGUGGGAAGAAUCAGCUACCAGAAGACGGAGCUGGAGCUGCAAGACCCCUCCGAAGUGGAGAGGCAGAUUCGCCAAGCCCAGGUCAUCCUGGCCGGGAACGGCACUGGCAUCAGCCACGAGCACAUCAGUCUGGAGAUCAGCUCCCCCGAGGUUCCAGAUCUGACCCUCAUUGAUCUUCCUGGCAUCGCCAGGGUCGCUAUGGGCAACCAGCCCCAGGACAUCGGAUACAAGAUCAAGGCGCUCAUCAAGAGCUACAUCCAGAGGCAGCAGACAAUCAACUUGGUGGUGGUUCCCUGUAACGUGGACAUCGCCACCACGGAGGCACUGAGCAUGGCUCAGGAGGUGGACCCCAACGGGGACAGGACCAUAGGGGUUCUGACCAAACCUGAUCUAGUGGACAGGGGCGCCGAAAAGAGCAUCCUGGACGUGGUGCGGAACCUCACGUACCCUCUCAAGAAGGGCUACAUGAUCGUGAAGUGCCGGGGCCAGAAGGAAGUCACAGACAGGCUGAGCUUAGCAGAGGCAACCAAGAGAGAAAUGAUGUUCUUUCAAACGCAUCCGUAUUACAGAGCUCUCCUGGAGGAAGGGAAGGCCACGGUGCCCCGUCUGGCAGAGACACUCACUGCAGAGCUCGUCAUGCACAUCAAGAAAUCACUCCCGCUGUUAGAAGAUCAAAUCAGGGAGUGCCACCAGAGGGCGGUGGAGGAGCUGCGCCGGUGUGGGGCCGAGGUCCCCUCAGAGAAGACCAACCAGCUGGUCUUUCUGAUAGAGAAAAUUAAGGUGUUUAAUCAGGACAUUGAGAAGUUAGUAGAAGGCGAAGAAGCCGUGAAGGAGAACGAGACCCGCUUAUACAACAAAGUCAGAGAGGAGUUUAAAAGCUGGGUAAACGUCCUCGCAGCCAAUACCCAAAAGGUUAAAAAUAUUAUUCAUGAAGAAGUCACAAAAUAUGAAAAGCAGUAUCGUGGCAAGGAGCUUCCUGGAUUUAUCAGCUACAAGACGUUUGAGACCAUCGUGCAUGAGUACAUCCAACAGCUGGUAGACCCCGCAGUGGACAUGCUGCGGAGAGUGGAUGAAAUCGUCCACGAAGCUUUCAUGGAGAGGGCCAGAAACAAUUUUAGUGAAUUUACCAACCUUCAUCAAAGAGUCCAGUACCAUAUUGACGACAUAAAAAUGAAGCAGGCAGAAAAGGCAGAAAACAUGAUCCAGCUUCAGUUCAAAAUGGAGCAGUUGGUUUUUUGCCAAGAUCAGAUUUACAGCGUGGUUCUGAAGAAAGUCCGAGAAGAGAUUCUUCACCCCCUGGGGAAUCUGCCGCAGAAUAUUCAGUUCAAUCCUCUGGCGUCAGGUGGCCAGUGUGCGAUUUCCGCCAUCACGGAAAUAGGUGUCCACCUGAACGCGUAUUUCUCGGAAACCAGCAAACGUCUCGCAAACCAGAUCCCAUUCAUAAUUCAGUAUUUCGUGCUCCAAGAGAAUAGUGACUGGUUGCAGAAAGCCAUAAUGCAGAUAAUACAGGAAAAAAAUUACUAUUCCUGGUUUCUUCAAGAACAGAGUGAGACCGCCAAGAAGAGAAGAUUCCUUCGGGAUAGAGUCUACCGGCUCACUCAGGCGCGGCAGGCACUCUAUAAAUUCUCCACUACAGAGUGCCAGUGAAGGGCCACGGUGCUUUUGGCUGUUUCCUUACGUGCAUUCGUUCAUUGCAAGAGGAAGUAGUGGAGGAUGUUGCUUCUGCUUUGGGGCCAGACUCAUCUGUUGCUGGCCGUGUCCAUCUUUGCUGUGCUACCCUCAGCAUGAGAGCUUAUAUCUGAGGUCCACCUGGGCUUAGCUGUCACCUCCACCAAAGUCUUCUCUGACCUCCAUGGAGAGGUGGCUUUCCGGUCUUGGGCCCCAUGGCAUACAGUUACAGCGUUAGAUACUGCUGCCAUUCUUUGCUAGUUUGUAUUUGUACCCCCCUUAUUAGAUUACGAGAUCCCAGAGGGGGAAGGUCUGUAUCAUAUCCUUCUUUUGUAUUUCCAGAAUUUUGCACGGCACCUAGCACAUAGUAACCACUUCAGAGGUGAUAUCUCACUGAACACGGGAGUACUGUGGAGUGAUGGAGGUGCCUGAGGCUAUCACUUAAGUCCAGGCCCUGGUGGCCCAGGGUCCCUUAGCUGGUCACUUUCAGGUGCAUCUGGUCAUGCCACCUGCUUCCAUCACUCCCUGAAAUCGUGAUUCCCAGCCCUCACCCCCUGCAGAAAUGAGCCUGAGUGACACUGUGUUCUCCUUGAGUUGCUUCCGUGUGGCCAUGAGCUUCCAUUGCUUCAUUAAGUCUUGAAGAGGAAUUUAAUAAGGAGAAACUUUUUAAAAAAUAUAUAGAGCUUCACACCAGUGAUCAUCUCUAGAUUGGAGAACUGUGGGUAAUUCUAUUUUCUUCUUCAUGCUUUCCUGUAUAUUCCAAACAAUGAG
This is a messenger RNA of Propithecus coquereli (Coquerel's sifaka), 3087 nucleotides long. RefSeq names its product MX dynamin-like GTPase 2 (gene MX2). Bases 163 to 2295 code for a protein of 710 amino acids. Gene Ontology annotation, molecular function: GTPase activity; GTP binding; microtubule binding. Lineage: Eukaryota; Metazoa; Chordata; Mammalia; Primates; Indriidae. The record is from RefSeq and is a predicted model, not a curated record. The transcript has 14 exons. Gene Ontology annotation, cellular component: nucleus; membrane; cytoplasm. Gene Ontology annotation, biological process: defense response to virus.